UUGCAGGGGAGCGGGUGGGGGAGGGGCUUCUCUGGGAGCCCAGGACCGAGUGGGGCCUGCUCUGGGACCCCUCCUCACACUGGCUCCCUUGAUCUCUGUCCUCACAUCUCUGUCUCUCAGGUCCUGGGCUGGGGUGCUGGGUUCUGGCCCUGAGCUGCUAGGUGUGUGUGGUGCGGGGAGGGAGAUCGGGGUUUGGGGGGCAUUCCUCUCCAGCUGUGAAGGAGGAGUAUGCCUUCCGGUGUGUGCUGGGGGGCUGUCUGGGUGUGUCUGGUGGAGGGCCACAUGCCUGCUUCCAGACUCUCCACCACUGGGUUCUCACUGGUGUGUGUGCCUAUGAGGUUGCGUGACUGUGGGCUGUGAUGUGUGCCACUGCGUGCCCACGUGCAGCUGGCUGGGGCAGGUCCCUGGCCAUGUUCUGGAGCUGUGUGUGGUCCCAGUGUGUCAAGGUGUCUGAGACUGUGUCUGACUCUUGUGUGCUGUGGGUGGGAAUGCCCAGAAAUGCAUGGUUGUGUGUCCACAUGGAGCUGUAUUGUGUGUUUGGGGAGGAGAGAGGCUCAGGUGUGCCGCCAGGAUGACAUUGGGUGUCCUUGCGUGUUGUGUCUGGGACACUGGGUGUCCUGUGCUCUGUGUCACUGUGUGUAUAUAAGCUCUGUUGUGUGUCUGUGUAUAGUUUUGUGUGAGGUAGAGGAAGAACUGGUCCUCUGUAUCCUUGUGUGUGGACCAGCUGCUGUGUCUGCAGUGUGUCUCCUCCCCACCUGGAGGUGCUGCCCUGCAUCAGGAGGUGUGAGGCAGGGACAGGAGGCUACAGGACGCCCACUGGUCGAGGGGCUGUGCGUGCGUGUGUGUGUGUGUGUGUGUGUGUGUGUGUGUGUGUGUGUGUUGCUGGGUCGGAGGGGAUGUAGGCUUCUGCUCCUCCUGCCUCACUCCCCAGAGUUGUCAAUGGCCAAGAGUUUCGUUUCCCUGGCUCUGUGCAUGUGUGCGAAGUUGGAAGGGACAAUGGGACUCUGUUAGCAGAGGGAGAAAUUCUGUCCAUGGAGCCCAGCCAGAGGCUUGGCACAGCACAGGGACUGAGAGGGCAAACUGCUACCCCUGCGGGGCAGAUGAGACAAAGGUUCCCCCAGCCCAAUGCAGCUCCCUAGCAUCUAUGAUUUAGCAGACAGAUGGUACCCUUGCAUGUGUUUGAAAAGGUACCCCUUCCCACAGAUGGAUGCAGCCCCACCAGCUGCAUUAUUAGGAAGGAGAGCGCGGCUGGAUUCCAGCCUCUCAGCCAGACCCUCUUGUGCAGUACACAACCUGCCCAACCAUAUGUGGCAGCCCUCGUAUGAAUGAAGGAAUCCACAUCGCCACACACGUGUCACUCUCAGAAGUGGUGUGUCUGUGUGCAUGACAACCUAUGUUUCUCUGUGUGGGAUAAUGCAUCCAUGUUCUGUGGGUGCUGGUGCCCUGAGUUCAAAGCCUAGCACCAUUGCUUGGGCACUGCGACAUCACCUGACCUUUGUUGGUUGGUUUUUGUUUCUUAACUGUGGUAAAAUACACAUAACAUAAAAUUUAGCAUUUUAAGCAUUUUAAGUGUACAGCUCAAUGGCAUUUAAUAUAUUCACAGUGUUGUGCGACUACCACCACUAUUUAGUUCCAGAAUAUUUUCUUCACCCUGAAAGGAAGCCCUGCCCCCAUUAAGCAGUCACUCCCCAUUCCCUCCUGCCCCCAGCUCCAGGCGACCACUUAUCGGCUUUUGUCUACAUGGAUUUGACUAUUGCAGACAUUUCAUAUAAAUGGAAUCAUACAAUAUGUGACUUUUUGUGUCUGGCUUUUCUCUCUUAAUGUUUUUGAGGUUCUUCAUGAUGUAGAAUGUAUUGGUGCUUCAUCCCUUUUUAUGGCUGAAUAGUAUUCCAUUGAAUGGACAGACCACAUUUUGUUUACCCAUUCAUCAACCGAUGGACAUUUGGGUGGUCUCCAGUCUGGGGCUGCUGUAAAUCAUGCUGCUAAGGACAUUUGUGUUUUUGUGUUAACAUGUUUUUCAAUUCUUUGGGGCAUAUGCCUAGGAGUGGAACUGCUGGGUCAUGUGGUAACCCUAUGUUUAACUUUUAAGGAACUGCCAAUCUGCUUUCCAGAGUGUGGGCCAAGGCACUUCUAAGAUGCCCGUUAAACACCAAGUGGAGGCAUCCAGCAGGCAGUCUGGAGGCGAGCUCAGGGGAGGGGCCGGAGCAGAGCUAAAAGGGAACGUUGAGGCCCCAGGUGCAGCCUCCCAUAGCCCUCUCCCCAUCCCAGGCCCCAGCAGUUUUCAUAAUGGUGUGGUCCCUAGAUACAUGUGCGCUCAAUGGGAAGGAAUAAAGGAUAAAAAUAAUACCAAACGACAUUUAUUAAACUAGUCCCACCCACCCACCCUCUCUCCCACUUCCUUGCACUGCUUUUAUUUCUUCAUGGCCUCCAUAAUUUCUUAGUGUUUCUUCAUAACAGUUUUCAACGUGCAUCCCAUUAAUUUGUGUCUGCAUACUGGCUUUUCCCCUCACCAGAAGGCAAACCCCAUAAAGACAGAGGAGGAACCCUGCGGUUCAUCUACUGCUGCAUCCCCAGCCUCAGUAAACACUGCUGAAGGAACCCCUCCUGCCAGCCUGUUGCCAUACAAAACAGCUGGGCGCACCUGUCCCAUCUGGCCCCUCCCAUCCUGUUCACCCUCCUAUAAGUAUAGCACCUGCGCUAGGCUAGGCACUGCCCUAAACUCUCUACACAUAUGAAAUCGGUUCGUCUUUCCAACCACCCAGUGAUAGCCAUCCUUACCCCUGGUUUACAGAUGGAGAAACUGAGGCACAUGGGGACUUAGGUGUAUCCAGUAUCAGGCACCUGGCACAUGGUGGAGUUGGGGGAUGAACCACUACUACCCUGACUCUCCAGCUGUGCAAGGAGACACGUCAGACCUGAAACUGUGAGCAUGGGUGUGUGUGUGUGCGUGAGAGACAGACCACAGAGAGAGACAGAGACAGAGAGAGAGACAGAGGCUCAAGAUCCCUUGAUUAUCAGACGUAAAUACAAGAGAGAAAUAAGCACUGGGGAAACUGAGGGCCACGUGGGUCUAAGGCAGCAGUUCUAACUGGGGGCAAACGUGCCCCCCGGGGGGAUAUUUGGCAAUGCCUGGAGGCAUCUCAUGUUAACACGAUGUGGGGGAAUGUGAAUGCUCCUGGCAUCCAGCAGAUACUGCUGAACACCCUACAAUGCACAGGAUGGGCCCCCACAAGCAAGUACAUUCUGUGCUCAGAUGACAGUAGCGCCCAGGGUGAGAAACCCUGCACUCCCUCUUUCCACCUCCUGGUCUAUAAACUCAGGUUCUCAACUCCAAUCUCUCUCUCUCCUUCUCUCCUCCCCAUCUGCUCUUCUUUCUCUCUCCUUCCCCAUCUCCCCGACUCCUCCCAUCUCGCCCACCCCACCAUGUGUCUCCCUUCAUUGCCUCCCUUGGUCCCCCACUGACCCAUCCCAACCUCCUCCCCACUCUGGCCACCUCUCACUCUGCCCACCUCUGCCCUCCCUCACCUGCAUCUCACCUCUGGCUUUCCCCUCUGCCCUCUCUCCCUCACCUGCCUCCAUGCUUUCUUCUCCCUCCAUCACAUCUUUCCUCUGGUUUCUGUCCACCUCUCUUAUUUCUUCGCACCCCCAAUGCCACUGUCGACUUUCCCAUUCUUUCCUCCACCACUCAUCACUCGCUCUGACCUUUCUCUGCCAUUAUCAUUUCCGUUCUCCUUCCGCGGUGUCUGGACAUCCUCCUGUUGCUCCCCCAUCACCGCACUGUCCCGUGGGACUGCCAACUUUGGGUCCAUACAUGUCCCCUCCAUCUUUUCUGUUUCUUGGUUUGUGCCUCUCCGUCCUUCUACCUUCCCUUGGCCUGCCUUCCUCAUCAUCUCCGGCCCCCAUCUCCACAUUUCUCCACCUCUGGUCAUCUUUCUCCCGCCCGCCGUUCCAGCCUCGGUUCUCCCCCCAGCCUGGCUGCCCCAUGCCGGCCCUCCUGCUCCUCGGGACCCUCCUGCUCCUGGCCUCGACUACCGGCCAGGCUGGGGCGCGCCCGUCCAACGCCACAAGCACGGAACCCCCGGGCCCGCUGCCCGCCCUGCUGGCGCACCUGCGGCGCCUGACCGGGGCGCUGACCGGCGGCGGGGGCGCGGCGGGCCCAGGGGCCAACGGAACCAGGACCAGCACCCCGAGUUCGGCCGGCGCGGCGGCACGGGCGCCCCCUCCUGCCGAGCUCUGCCACGGCUACUACGAUGUCAUGGGCCAGUACGACGCCACCUUCAACUGCAGCACUGGCUCCUACCGCUUCUGCUGCGGCACCUGCCACUACCGCUUCUGCUGCGAGCACCGCCACAUGCGCCUGGCGCAGGCCUCCUGCUCCAACUACGACACGCCGCGCUGGGCCACCACGCCGCCGCCACUGGCCGGGGGCGCCGGGGGCGCCGGGGGUGCGGGCGGGGGACUCGGGCCCGGCCAGGCCGGGUGGAUGGAAGGGGGCCGGGCGGGUGGCGCCGGGGGGCGUGGGGGCGAGGGCCCAGGGGGCAGCACGGCCUACGUGGUGUGCGGGGUCAUCAGCUUCGCCCUGGCCGUGGGCGUCGGCGCCAAAGUGGCCUUCAGCAAGGCGUCCCGUGCGCCCAGGGCGCACCGGGAGAUCAAUGUACCCAGGGCUCUGGUGGACAUUCUGAGGCAUCAGGCGGGGCCUGGGACCCGCCCGGACCGGGCACGAAGCAGCUCCCUAACCCCGGGGGUCGGGGGUCCCGACAGCAUGCCCCCGAGGACGCCCAAGAACCUCUACAACACCGUGAAGCCCACCAAUCUCGAUAAUCUGCACCACAACUACCUGCACCUCAACGUCAACAGCCCCAAACACCACGCUGCCACUCUGGACUGGCGGGCCAUUCCGCCGCCCAGCCCCUCCUUGCACUACUCCACGCUGUCCUGCUCUCGGUCCUUCCACAACCUCUCGCAUCUGCCCCCGUCCUACGAGGCCGCUGUGAAAUCUGAACUCAACCGCUACUCCUCCCUCAAGAGGCUGGCCGAGAAGGAUCUGGACGAGGCCUAUCUGAAGCGCCGGCACCUGGCAGAGAUGCCCCGCGGGACGCUGCCCCUGCAUGCGCUGCGGCGACCUGGCACAGGGGGCGGCUAUCGCAUGGAAGGCUGGGGUGGCCCCGAGGAGCUGGGCCUGGCACCCGCGCCCAACCCACGGCGCGUCAUGUCCCAGGAGCACCUGCUGGGCGACGGGGGCCGGGCACGCUAUGAGUUCACACUGCCACGCGCGCGCCUCGUGUCACAGGAGCACCUGCUCCUGUCGUCCCCCGAGGCCCUGCGCCAGAGCCGCGAGCACUUGCUGUCACCCCCCCGCAGCCCCGUGCUGCCCCCCGAGCCCGCCGCCCGCGCCAGCCUGGCCGCCUCCCACUCCAACCUGCUGCUGGGGCCCGGGGGGCCCCCUACACCGCUGCACGGGCUGCCCCCGCCGCCCGGCCUGCAUGCGCACCACCACCACCACGGCCUGCACGGCUCGCCGCAGCCCGCCUGGAUGUCAGACACCGGCGGAGGUGGGGGCACGCUGUCUCGCAGGCCGCCCUUCCAGCGCCAGGGCACGCUGGAGCAGCUGCAGUUCAUCCCCGGCCAUCACCUGCCCCAACACCUCCGCACUGCCAGCAAGAAUGAGGUGACUGUCUGACUGUCUGAGGUCGGGCCAGGGGCUUGGGGGCUGCAGCCUGGGGCCCCCAUCCCGGCCUGCAUCCCCCAACACACGCCAGGGGCCUGGGACCAGAUCUGCGGUGGCCGGGAGGGCUGCCUCCAAGGACACUGUUUUGGAUGAAAUCAUCACCUGACACAAAGCUUCCUUCUGCGAUGUCACGGCAGAUGAGACCCCUCCUCCUAUGUCACAGUUUGAGGCAGGACCUCCUUCCCAUGACGUCAUCACAGAGGAAGAGGCCUGUAUGUGAGGUCAUCACUAGCGAAAAUGUCUUUGUUCACCACAGGGACAAAACCUCCUUCCCAUGAGGUCAUCACAGAGGAAAAGGCCCACCCUUAAGGUCAUCACUAGAGGCAUCUAUGCUCCAUGGUGUCAUCACAAAGACUUCCCUCCUGUGAUGUCAUAAGAGGAACAAUGCCUUGUCCUAUGACAUCAUCCCUAGAGACAGAGUCCUUCCUAUGAUGUCACUGCAUAGAUAAAUCUCAUCCUUAUGAUGUCAUCUCUGGCACCAAAAGGCCUCUUUUGACAUCAUCAUCACCAGGAAAAUAUUUUCUUCCAAAGAAGAUGCCUUUGUCACCACUACAGACAAAGCCAUCUUCCUGGGACACAUCACAGGGGAAAGAGCCUCACCAGCUGUGUCCUCACUAGACAUAAGGCCUCCUUUCUACGACAUCAUCACAGGGACUCUGCUUCCUUCCUGUGAUGCCAUCGCCAGAGAAGGUGCCUUGCCCUAUGAUGUCAUCAGAGGGACUGUGCCUUUUCCGUGAUGUCAUCAGCAGAGAUGGCAGCCCACUCUGGGGACAUCUCCAAGACGAGGCCCCUUCUGCAAUGUCACAACCAGACUCUGCCUGCUCCGAGAUUACAUACGCCAUGAGACACCUCCACUGCUGCUGCCAAGUCCCGGAACGGCAGGGCACACUCAGAGUCCAUGACUAUCCUGGGGGGGGUCACCAGAGAAAGUGCCCUGUCCUGAGGUGUCAUCUAGGGGUGCCCUCACUGGGGAGGCUGCCCCGGCGGAGAGGUCUCUGCCACAGAUGACAGUCCAUCUGUGGAUUGUUGGCAGUGGCCCUGCCCCAGCUGAGGCUCUGCCCCACUGCUGUGAUGUCAUGACCAGAGACACUGCCUGCUCUGGAAGGCCAUUACUUGUAAUGGUAUCACCAGAGUUUCUGCCUUGUCCCACCAUGACUUGGCUUGGUCACUCCUUCCCCUGACCCUAGAGACAUGCCCUGCGGGAUUUCCACCAGAACCUCACCUAAAGGGUGGUUGGGCCACGGGUCCUGUGUGACUCCUGGAGGAUAGCACUCCCAGACUGGCUUCUGCUCCCACGGAGGCCACUCUGGCCCACCAGGCUCCUGGAGUCCUGGGACUCACAGGUGGCGCUACUUCUCUCUGCCGUAACUACAGACAUCACCACCUCUGUAAACAAAGUCCUGGCCUCCUGUUGGGGGGUGGGGAGAGGUGGGAGUAUGCCUGCUAUUUAUCUAGCUGAUGACAUCAUCAGCACCACAAGACUUCCACCACUCCUGGUGGUAAGUUGCACCUGGGGUCCAGUGUUAACCAUGCCUGAUGAUGACAUCAUUUCCCAGGAUUCCCUUUGACCUAUGGUGUAUUCAUCUCCCAGGAUCCACCAUAACUAGGAUAUCAUUCUCUUCCAGGAUUUACCAUAACUAUAGUGUCACCUUCUCCCAAGGUUCCCUAUAGCCAAUGGUGUCAUCAUCUCCCAUGAUUCUGCACAACCAUGAUGUCAUCAUCUCCCAUGAUUCUCCACAACCAUGGUGUCAUCAUCUCCCAAGAUUCACCACAGCUGAUGAUGUCAUCAUCUCCCAGAACCCGCCAUGACCAACGGUGUCAUUACCUUCCAGAAUCCACUAGAGCUGAUGGUAACAUCUUCUACCAGGAUCCACUAAAACUGAUGAUGCCACAAUCUCCCAUAGUCCCCCAUAAUUGUGGUGUCAUCAUCUCCCAGGAUCCACUUCAACCAUGAUGUCUGCAUGCCCCAGGAUCCACCACAGACUUGGUGUCAUCACCUCCCAGGAUUCAACUCAGCAGUGAUGUCACCACCUCCCAGCAUCCAUGAGUCAAUGGUGUCCCAGAACACAUGACACCCAAUUAGUGUCAUCAUCUCCCAGGAUCCAUUUCAACCAUGGUAUCACCAUCUACUGGAAUCCACCAUAACCAUGGCAUCAUCAUCUCCCAGGAUCCAGGACACCCAAUGAUGUCAUUUAGCAGGAUCCACUUCAACCAUGUAUCAUCACCUUCCAGGAUCCAUCAUCUUGGGAGCCAAGUAUUACGACAGCUGUAUUUCAAUUGUCUUCUGGGGUCACCUACAGUUGUUCCCUUAAGAGGAACCAGCACAAUACACAUCAUUUUCCCGUUCCCUCAAAAAUGGAGUGGGAUGGGGUCCCCUCUGAUGACAUCAUCAUACUCUGGCCCAUCCUGAUGAUGUCACUGCCAUGCUCCUGACUUAGGCUGACGCCUGCCUGCAUCAACCACACCACAGACUUGGCCUUGGUCAGUCCUCCAUCUCCCCCUGAUGAGGGUAUCCAGGUCCCUCCUGAUAACUGCCCUUCACCCAGCCAUCUGAUCGGUGACAGGGUCAACAAAGAGACCUCUUAUCAUCACCAGAGGAGGGGCUUUCCAGUCCUCAGGUGAUAUCACUGUCCCUUGCCCAAUCCCUGUUACCUGGAUCCCCACCCAGAGCUGCACUCCAUUGGCUUGGGCCAAACUCUCCUUAGAGACCCCCCUGGGCUGGGCCAACACCUGCCGACCUCCCUGAGGCCUUCAGUGGUUUUCUCUGCUGCCCUGGUCGUGGGGCAGGCACAUCUGGAGAGCCACGGCCACUGCCAGUGCCACCUGUAGGGGUGGGAGGUGGUGCUCUGCAUCAUCCCAAGAUGGCAGAGAAGCAGCAUUCUCUCCUUCAUCUCCCCCUCACACACUGGGGAGCCUCUGGGGUUUCGGGGAUUCCCCAACACCCUACGCACAAUUUGCCCCCAAUUCUCUCUGUAUAUAGCCAUGUUCUGGGGCGGCCAUUCCCCCACUCUUAAAGGGCUACAUGCCCCCUCUCCCAGCCCCCAGGGCGAGGUGAGGGGGCCUCUUCUCCCUCCCCUGGGCCGUCCCCCUCCCUUUCCUCUCUCCCCACAAAUCCUGGCACCUCAGCUCAUCCCUUUUCAUCAGGAGCCUGGGGCAGAUAACUGACCCUCAGCUCCCACCACACUGAGGACACUGAGGGGUUACCCCCAAUCUACCAGGGCCCCAGUGCCAGUUUGCCAGUUUGCCAGUUUUUCAACUCCACGCUUACAGCUGCUCCUUUGGGUUCCUCCAAUCCCCUUGAGGGCCUCACCACACCCAGUAUCCCUAUGGCAGACUGUGACUUCCCCCAAAAGGAGCCAGCUUGGGCGCCUGCCCCUCCCAGACCCCUCCCCUCUGCUCACCACCCUCAAGGAGCCCUCAGCUUUCUCCAGCCCCCAGAAUUGGGGGAUUCGGGGCCUUUCAGCUUUUGUAUGCCCCCCUCAACUUGCUCUUUCCCGGCCUGGAUUCCAGGUAUCUUGCCCCCUCCCCGCACUCACUUGACACAGGCUGCCUGACCCUGGGGCCUUGACCUCUUAUCUCAAAUAAGCCAUAGUAGGGAGAGGUCUCGAGGUGGGUGAGGAAGUGGGCAUGUCCUGCCAGAUCCCCUUGAUGCUUCCAGAGAUGGGACCUCGCCAUCUGAGUCUUCCCUCACCAGCCCCCACCACCUCAUAAAUGCAUACACAGGCUUGUGCGUACACACACACACACACACACACACACACACACACACACACACACACACACACUCCCAUUCCAGUGAGGGGGCAGUGGAGGGCGGUACAGAAAGAAGAUCAAUUCUGGACCAAAAGAACUUCCAAAGCUCUGCCUGCUUCCUUAUCCCUACCCACCCUAUUCCUCCCCCCAACACCUGACUCUUGCCCCAGUUCCCUGGUGAGGACAGCCAGCCGAGCUGCAACUUGGUAUUUUUUUGAAUAAACAGAUGUUUUCCUGA
Orcinus orca (killer whale) is the source of this 9719-nucleotide messenger RNA. It is a transcript of the gene SHISA7, whose product is annotated as shisa family member 7. Bases 3254 to 5680 code for a protein of 808 amino acids. The transcript has 5 exons. Gene Ontology annotation, cellular component: AMPA glutamate receptor complex; dendritic spine membrane; postsynaptic density. NCBI's taxonomy places the organism in Eukaryota, Metazoa, Chordata, Mammalia, Artiodactyla, Delphinidae. The record is from RefSeq and is a predicted model, not a curated record. Gene Ontology annotation, biological process: regulation of short-term neuronal synaptic plasticity; regulation of AMPA receptor activity.